Molecule: messenger RNA, 1923 nt
Organism: Syngnathoides biaculeatus (alligator pipefish)
Lineage: Eukaryota; Metazoa; Chordata; Actinopteri; Syngnathiformes; Syngnathidae
Gene: gtf2b
Product: general transcription factor IIB
Exons: 7
Coding region: 153-1130 (325 amino acids)
Biological process (GO): transcription initiation at RNA polymerase II promoter; transcription preinitiation complex assembly
Cellular component (GO): transcription preinitiation complex; nucleus
Molecular function (GO): TBP-class protein binding; RNA polymerase II general transcription initiation factor activity
Source: RefSeq, a predicted model, not a curated record
CUGUAAAACAUACGUGGCAGGAAGAUUUGAAGACUCUAAAUUGCCCAUUAGGUGGGAGUGUGUGUGCAAACGUUUGUUUGUUCAUAAGUGCCCUGAGAUUGGCUAGCGACCACUUGAAGGUAUACCUUGCCUCUUACGUGAAGAUACCAGGGAUGGGCUGCAGCACUUGUGACACCAGUGAGGAUAAGCGUGGAGACGGAGCAACCCUUCCGAGAGUUCAGUGUCCCAACCACCCCGAUGCAAUUCUGGUGGAGGACUACCGGGCAGGGGACAUGGUUUGCCCCGAGUGUGGUCUUGUCGUAGGUGAUCGAGUGAUUGAUGUUGGCUCUGAGUGGAGGACGUUUUCCAACGAGAAAGCCCUCAAAGACCCAUCCAGAGUGGGAGAUGCCCAGAACCCACUGCUGAAUGGAGGAGACCUCACCACCAUGAUCAGCAAGGGGACUGGCGCCGCUAGCUUUGAUGAGUUUGGCAACUCCAAGUACCAGAACCGCCGCACCAUGAGCAGCUCGGACCGCGCCAUGCUCAACGCCUUCAAAGAGAUCACCACUAUGGCGGAUCGCAUCAACUUGCCGAGGAACAUCAUAGAUAGAACCAACAACCUAUUCAAGCAAGUUUAUGAACAAAAGAGCCUGAAGGGCAGAGCGAACGACGCCAUCGCAUCGGCUUGCCUCUACAUCGCCUGCAGACAAGAAGGCGUCCCGAGAACGUUUAAAGAGAUCUGCGCCGUGUCCCGCAUCUCCAAGAAGGAGAUCGGCCGCUGCUUCAAGCUGAUCCUGAAGGCCCUGGAGACCAGCGUGGACCUGAUUACCACGGGAGACUUCAUGUCCCGUUUCUGCUCCAACCUGGGCCUGCCCAAGCAGGUGCAGAUGGCCGCCACCUACAUCGCCAUGAAGGCCGUGGAGCUGGACCUGGUGCCCGGCAGGAGCCCCAUCUCCGUGGCCGCCGCCGCCAUCUAUAUGGCUUCGCAGGCCUCCGCCGAGAAGAAGACGCAGAAAGAAAUCGGAGACAUCGCCGGUGUCGCAGACGUCACCAUCCGACAGUCGUACCGGCUCAUCUACCCUCGCGCCGCGGAACUUUUCCCACCGGACUUCAAAUUCGACACGCCUGUCGACAAGCUGCCCCAACUGUGAUAAAGAUCUUUUCCUCCUCCAAAAGGAUGACUUUGUUUGCUACUUUCUUUUUUUUUUGUCGCUGGUUUUUCUCGUCCCCCAAAUUUCAAGCCCGUGUCACGGCAACCUUGCAGCAGAAACGUGGACCCACAGUCCACUGAUAUCUUGUGAGAGAACUCUACCCAUUGACGGACGUGUUCAAGUGGGGAAACUGCCCGGAAUUUUAGGCUGGUUUCAUACUUUAUACAUUUUUUUUUUUUUUUUGUAGGAAAGUGUUUUGCUUCAAUUUUGCUAGUUUGUUUGAACUGUAAUUUAAAACAAUAAAACUUCUCAUCGGAAAUGAGACUACAGAUUGAAGAACAUCACCUUUUUCUAUGGUUUGAACGGUUGCUGAAUCGCAGAUUCUGGUAAAUAUAGAAAUGCUACAAAUGUAUCUUUAUGUAUGCCACCAAUGAAGUGUCAGGGAAAACAAUUUCUUGAAAUAGUUUUCAGUUCCACUAGAAAACAGAAGGUACAAUUAAUCAGCAUAUCAACAUAUUGGCGUUUGUACUACAGAAUAAUAGGGCUGUAAUUACAAGAUAUUUUUGGAAAAGUAUUCUACAGAUGAUCCCAUCAUUUAAUUAUGUAAAUACGUAACAGAUUUUCCAUUAAACAAUUGUGAGCUUCAACAAUCCAAUCAUUUUAUCUAGUAAUGAUAAAAAUUGAGCGGCACGGUGGUUCAGCUGGUAAAGCGUUGGCCUCGCAGUUCUGAGGUCACGGGUUCAAUCCCGGACCCGCCUGUGUGGAGUUUGCAUGUUCUCCCCUUGCCUGCGUC